Messenger RNA from Drosophila guanche, 1353 nucleotides. It is a transcript of the gene bc10, whose product is annotated as bladder cancer-associated protein. The record is from RefSeq and is a predicted model, not a curated record. The coding region runs from base 329 to 568 and encodes 79 amino acids. The transcript is spliced from 2 exons. Lineage: Eukaryota; Metazoa; Arthropoda; Insecta; Diptera; Drosophilidae.
UAACAACACUGAAGCGGACAACACAAUGUUUAGACAAUUUGGCUAGCAUUCGGGCAGAUAUGCGAUAAAUAUAAAGAAACGCACAGCAAGGGAGCAACUCAAUUAGCUAAGAACGCAAGAGGAACACGAGGAGAGGCCCACGCACACCUGGAGAGGAUUAGCGCGAGAGAGUAAGAGCGAGCGACUGUACGUCGUGUGCUGGCUGACUGCUGACAUCUCUGGUUCGCAUUUUGCCCAGGACAACCAGUCGAGAUACCACGUCAACGCUACUGGCCAGGAGCACUCCAUUCACGCACCCAGACACGGAAAACACGUCACCUCACCCACAAUGUAUUGCCUGCAAUGCCUGCUGCCGGUGCUGCUCAUACCAAAGCCCACGAAUCCAGCGCUGAUGGAGACACAUGUGAUGUUCAUAGUGCUGUAUCUGGUGGGAUUCUUUCUGGAGCGAAAACCCUGCACCAUCUGCAGCUUGGUCUUUCUCACUGCCGUCUCGCUGAUUUGCUACAGCGGCGUGGGCAACUGCAUCUUCUGGGGCAACUGUGAGGGGCAUCUGUGUAAAAAUGGCUAGAGAAGAACGUCAGAGUCGUCGGAGCGGAGGAGGAGUGCUAAUCAUAAUAAUAAUUUUAACAUGAAAUUACGUUCGCGUUGUUACAGCUUUACAUCCUAACGAAAACGAAAAACGAAACGAUAGAAGAUGCAGGAGAAGAUAAAGAGAGAGAGAGAGAGAGAGAGAGUAGAGGAUAAUUUGCACAAAAAUACAAAACUGAAAAAAUCGGUGAUACAUGAGUGAGUGAGUCCGACCAGGCGGAAGUGGAAGGAGUUAUAGAAAAAUGUUGUUCUGUGUGUUGUAUUUCCAAUCAUUUCUAAUCAAUUGUUGGCCCGAAAUCCCCCUCCUCCACCUUUGCUAUUUUGCUUACAGUUUUCUUUGUUUCUUCGCGUAAUGAAUUUAAUUUCUUAAGUUCUACAAAAGAAAAACAGAAACGUAUUUUACAUCACGUAAUCCCCGCCCCGCUAAACCAUCCCACCCCAUUCCCACACUCGUCAAUGCAACCUAAAAUUAGUCAUACAUAAUAUAUAUAUAAAUAUUAAUUAUACAUACAAACAAAAAGGAUAAUUGUAAAGAAAAAAGGACUUGUCUGAGGAGAGCCAAAGGAAGCUGCUGCUAACAUCGGUUGUUUAAGUCCCUCCCAUCCCCCCACUGUUGUCCCUGUCUUUUGUGCACAUGCAAAUUGUAUAUAACGGAUAUACACUGUUAUAUCUUACACACUGAUUAUUACUAUAUACAUUAUAUAUAUAUAUAUACAUAACUGAUAAAUAUACUUUAUGUGUGUGUAUAUUCUUAACUGAUUAACA